This is a messenger RNA of Symbiodinium sp. CCMP2592, 2916 nucleotides long. Lineage: Eukaryota; Dinophyceae; Suessiales; Symbiodiniaceae. The record is from the annotation of a GenBank genome assembly.
AUGGACUGCGCUGCUGGAGGUCCUGAUUCCCUUGAGGUGGACUUGGAAAAUCUUAUGAACGAUCAGACAAGUCUUACCCCUGCAGUGUCCAUCGAUGAGAUCGCACGGGCUCCGGAUGUUGCCGCUCCAGUGAGUCCCCCUGUAGAACCAGCAGCAUCGUCGGCUAACGGAGCAGCGGCAUCAUUACCCCAGGAGAACAACACCGAAGUAGAGAUCAAGGUGGGCGCAGCGAAGGCCGCAGUAUCACCAUCGUCUCCCGCUCCACCGGCAGCGAAACGCCUACGUGGAGCCAAUUUGUUCCAAGCCUUCUCGGAGAUACAGACUGCAAGUGGUCCGGGACCGGUUCCGCCACUUGUGCCUGAUGUCAAGCCCCUCUCUCUCGUUGAAAAGAUCCAGGAGAUGAACAUCGAGAGUGUAGACCUCUUCGGUGGACUUGGUGAUGGAGUAUGCCGACUCAUGGUCAUUGCCAAGUUCAUUUGUGCUAUGAACUGCUCCAAUUACAUGAUGAGCAACAUCCAAAAGCUCACUAUGUGCUUGUUAUUGGAAGGUGAACAAUGGCGGGCACAUCAGCGUCAAGUCUUCCAUUAUGAAGAUGGAGCAUGGGUCAUGGUACCCUCCUUUACAGUUCGUAGAUGGGAUCUACUCUUGGCCUUGGAAGGCCUCUUCGUCCAGCUGUCCACCUCUUUGGACGAUCAGGAGUUGCAGGUGUCCUGGACUUGGCAUGAUGUGAAGACUUACUUGAUGGACAUUGUCGGAGACAUGGUCGAGGCUGAUCUGAAUGUGAUGCAAGUCUUGACUGACGUCGCCAAAAGCAACAGCGACCAUGUGCGUGUCAAAACGGGGAACAAAGUAUGGCAGGCUCGGUGGACACGACGCGUCGCCGAUAUGCUCGCACAGUUUCGCAAGGCAUUGGAAUCUGAGAAUACAACGAAGGGGCUCACCAAACUCUUCCUGACAGAAUGGGAUACUACAAUGCCAGUGUCGAAUGGAGUUUGCUUCCGGGACGUGUACUUGGAUAAGAAUUGGAACGUCGCAAACAAGUCUGCAGAGGCCAAUUGCUACUUGAAGCUUGACUACCAUUUCUUUUGGGAGAACAAGAUGGCUGACCACCAGAACAUCAGUAUUGCAGAAGUCCGUACGCGACUGAAAACGUUUCUGGAAUCGCUCUACUUCGGUAGCCCACAUCUCUUCCAGUUGAAGCUGUGUUUCAUGCAAGCAGCCUUCGCAAAGAAAUGCACUGGAAAGAUAAUCUUUCAGGUGGGUAAAGGCGGCGACGGUAAAGGGAUGGAGGCGGUUUUGGAUCGAGCACUCUUUGGUGACCUGGCCACUGCUACUUUAGACUGCGGUGUGUUCCUUGACAGGGUGGAGUUCAGGAAGUCAGCUGAACUUGCAUGGAACAACGCCAGCAUACGCAUCCAGGAGAUGGAGAGUCGUGGGCGGUUUGUGGCAGAUGUUUGGAAACGGUUUGUAGUCGAUGAAGAAAUCGACUGCAGGGUCAAUUCCGGAUUCACGAGCAAGCGACGAUUCGGCUCCGCGAUGAAGAUUCAAGAGCUCAACUUCGAAAAUAUUCCCAUAAUCGAAGAGAGCAAUGACCGCACCAAGAGCUUGGAGCAACUUAGACGACGUGUGAUUUGCUUUCUCAUGGGCAAGGUUACCUUCACCAUGGACGACAGCCAGGUAGACCAUUCCCGCGGGAUCUAUAAGUUAAUUCCACAGGAUGAGCUCACCAGUUUCCUGUCGAAUCCCAUCACUGCGGCAGUCUACCUUCGCGAAUAUUGCAUUCCUUUCUUCAGGGAAAACAGUGAGCAGGAUAUCAUGAAUAUGAUCAACGACCCUGGCAGCAUUCAUGAAGACAUAGUCCGCGACACAAACUGGUUGUCCUCGUCGUUGUCAGGUGCAACAACCCCUCCCCCAGGCACUGUAGUUGACGUUAUCAUAGAGGCGGAGACUCUUGUCCAGAAGGUGCAUGCCAACACCCCGCAGAGACGAAUACUCAAGGAGUAUCUCAUUCAUAAGGUCGAGGUCCUACCUGGAUGUGCCGCAUCGUCCAAAGGGAAGAAGAAGAAAUUGUCCAAUUUCGUCGAGGCCUUAGACCUUGCUAACAGUCGUUUGUUCAAUCAGGUCGACUCAUCGUGCUUUCACAAACUACUGAUUGAUUGGCAGCGGCUUGUCGAUGCGAUGGAACAGCAUGGUGGCUCUGCAGUGUUUGGGACGUGGGCUGACUGGACCUGUCCCUUUCAGCUUCUACAUGAGCAGGAGAAAUGGGACGGCAAUGCGUUUGAACAUCAACGUCAGACUAUGUUGCGACAUCGCACACAAACCACGGAAGCAACUUUGGUGCGGCCUGUCGAGUGUCGCCUGUUAGAGACGAUCAAUCUCAACGCCCUCGAGGACUAUGCGGCCCAUGAGACAGAUCGCCGUCAGGACCUUCUACGUCACUACCUCCAGCGCCAUCGUGCAAUGGGAACCAAGAUGGGUAGCUCCUCGCUUCUACAGGUCGAGUACUAUAAGCUUCCACAUUAUGGUCGCCUACUAUCUCGUGGACCUUCAGGUCAGAAGCUCACGAAGGAGGCUCGGACAGUGGCAUUCGGCCUCGACUCGGCCGAAGUGGACGCAGCAUGUUGUCAUCCCCGCCUUCUUGUGCGAAAGCUCCAGAUGUUCGAACUUUGGGACGAGACCAGGUUCCCCAUGCUCAACCUGUUUGUGGAGCACUAUGCGUCAUGGCGGGAGGCGAUCGCUAAGUACGUGGACAUUCCUGUCGCUGAUGCAAAGGUGGAGCUCAUCCGCAUUUUCUAUGGCGGCAAGCCCUCCUUCGAAGCUCCCUGGAUCCUCAAACUUGCUGAUGCUGUCCUUCGCAUAGCUUCGUGGUUAGAGGUUGGGGUUAUCCGUUCUUUCAAAAGAAGCCUCGCAAACUAA